UUUUUUAACGACAGCGGACUUUGUGUUUCUCCUGAUUGUAAGAUGGCGUUUUAUGCAUUUCUAAUGCAGCUGCACAAUGAUACCAAGUUGUCUAUCGAUGAUUUGGAUCACAUGACUCUUAUAUCCGAAGUCGGCGGUGCAAUGUCUAUGGUAUGCUGUGUCCUAAUUCUCAGUCUUCUUUGCUUAUUACCAAUACGGAGUGAUGGGAUGUUCAUUACAAGCAAUAUGUGUGUUGUUCUGAUUGCCGCACAAAUUUCAUUUAUCGGGUCAGAAAACACGGGAUACCCUGAACCGUAUAUGUGUAAGAUAGCCACUUGCGUCAUUCACUACUUCUUCAUGUGUGUGCAUUUUUCAUCGUUUGCACACGCACUCCACCUUUGGUCAAAGUUUGCACCUAUGUGUGUCGAGACAUGCCGACGAAGAGGAGUGUAUGUAUUCACUAUCUGGAUUGUGCCGGCUUUAGUUGUCAUUGCUACCGCAAUGUUUAGCGGAGACUUGUAUGCGUCGGAGGAGAGGUGUUGGCUGCCAUCCGAAAGAAACACGCGAAUGGCGUUCCUGUUUCCUGUCUUUCUGAUUCAAGUGGCGAAUUGGGUCCUGUUUGUCAUGAUACUGCGUGCGGGGAUUAUGUUGGACAUGACAAAAGGGAAAGACAAACGAACAAUUCUGAG
Molecule: messenger RNA, 668 nt
Organism: Ruditapes philippinarum (Manila clam)
Lineage: Eukaryota; Metazoa; Mollusca; Bivalvia; Venerida; Veneridae
Product: adhesion G-protein coupled receptor D1-like
Biological process (GO): cell surface receptor signaling pathway; adenylate cyclase-activating G protein-coupled receptor signaling pathway
Cellular component (GO): membrane
Molecular function (GO): G protein-coupled receptor activity
Source: RefSeq, a predicted model, not a curated record